This is a messenger RNA of Darwinula stevensoni, 969 nucleotides long. NCBI's taxonomy places the organism in Eukaryota, Metazoa, Arthropoda, Ostracoda, Podocopida, Darwinulidae. The record is from the annotation of a GenBank genome assembly.
AUGAGAGGAUCGGGGAAGCCGAAAGGUGCGGCAGCGAUGGGGAAGCAGAAGCACUUGGGGAUCCGACGUGAUUCCUUCACGGAAUCUGACAACCCUGUGGCGCGGGACGGGGCACGCCGACUAACAACAGGAGUUCAUUUCGCAUCGCCGAGACGGGAGCGAAUCGACGAAGCGACGCGACUCCCGCGGUUCCCUCGCGCCGAGCCCUCCCUCUCGCCCUCCUUCCCGUUCCUUCGCUCGUCCCGGGAAGACGCGAGCGCUGACAUUCAUUGCACGUCCGUCGCUUUUCACGCCCCAAGUGAGGAUCGUACCGCGGGUCGGAUCGUCGAGGAGGUCGGCAUGUCGUCAGCGAAGAAUUACAGCGACAAGAUCGCGAUGCACUUCCAGCGGCAAGCCGAGCAGACGGCCGUCGUCGACGCCCUCCUGAGGGAUGUCCGGGAGCUGACCGGCAGAAAACGUCGGAAGAUGGAGAACGGCACCAGGGCCGAUUCCAAAUCGAUUGGCGUCAGUCCCGAUGGAUCUCCCCUCGCCGUUUCUCCUGCUCAGAUGCUCCAAAAUCAGAGUCAUUUCAAUUCCGACGAUUCUUUGGAGGCAAUGCAAUGGAAACUGGAACGUACUCUCUUCGGCAGCGGCCUUCAGCCGGAGCGGAUGAAGAGCGAGACGGGAGGAGGAGGGAGCGCGAAGACGACCAAGGCGGAAACGGAGGUCGAGUCGCUCCACCGCUCCGGGGCCGUCGAGCGAUCGACCAGGGCCGACGACGCGGGACGCUGGGAUCCCGGCUUCUCCGAGUCUCACGACGCCGCAGCACAGGACCUUGGGCCCACGUUGGCUGCGAGUGAGGGGCCGUUGGCCCACAUUGCAGUGGGCUGCCCGCGUCGGCCCCACAUCUGUGCAAGGGCGACAGCCAACACUUCUGCAUCUGGCUUACAUCUGGCUUCCCUGGCAUCCCCAUCUGGGGAUGCAGAUUCG